Molecule: messenger RNA, 5083 nt
Organism: Scomber scombrus (Atlantic mackerel)
Lineage: Eukaryota; Metazoa; Chordata; Actinopteri; Scombriformes; Scombridae
Gene: plpp6
Product: phospholipid phosphatase 6
Exons: 2
Coding region: 147-1004 (285 amino acids)
Molecular function (GO): sphingosine-1-phosphate phosphatase activity
Source: RefSeq, a predicted model, not a curated record
UCGGCGUUACUGGACGUGCAGUGAAUUGUCAAACGUACAACAGAUGAGCUAAAGGACCGACAAGCCUCACAGCACUGCAGAAACCCCUCCACUGUGGUGCAGCGACAGCACACUGACCUGCCUGCGUCGGUAACUUAAGAGACUAGAUGCCCUCUCCGAAAGCCAAAAACCCCGGUCGCGGUGGAGGAAGCCCAGUGUUUGGCAGCUCCAACGGCCGCUACGAGUUCAUGUCGCUGACAAAGCCGCUGAACCGUUCCUCCCCGCCGCCUCACCUCCUCCAGAGGCAGGGCUCCGACCCGAACACCGCCCGGCUCCGAGCCUCGGAGAGCCCCACUCGGCGCCGGGGCUCCAGCUCCUCCACCGGGAGCGGUCAGGGGAUGGCGGAAGAGGACGGUAUACGGAUCAACCCCUCUUUCAUCCGCGUAGCGCUGAGCUCGCUGCUCGCCAUCGACCUGUGGCUGUCAAAGCGACUGGGGGUGUGUGCCUGUGAGGACUCGUCCUGGGGCAGCGUGCGCCCGCUAAUGAAACUGAUAGAGAUAUCGGGACAUGGUAUCCCUUGGCUGGCUGGCACCGCUUACUGUCUGUACAAGAGUGACAGUGCUGCAGGACAAGAAGUCAUGCUCAACCUCUUCAUGGGCCUGCUGUUGGACGUGGUCCUGGUGGCUAUUGUUAAGGCUGUGGUGCGUCGGCGUAGGCCAGCGCAUAACCGCAUGGACAUGUUCGCCACCUUCUCCGUGGACCGCUACUCCUUCCCUUCCGGCCACGCCACCCGCGCUGCUAUGUGCGGGCGGUUCCUGCUGGCCCACCUGGUGCUCGCCGCCCCCCUUAGGGUCCUCGUCCUGCUGUGGGCCGUCUUGGUGGGGCUGAGCCGAGUGAUGCUGGGCAGGCACAAUGUGACUGAUGUGAUGUUUGGGUUCUGGAUGGGCUAUUGCCAGUAUAACCUGGUGGAGAUGGCAUGGCUUUCACCUCAAACUCUGCAAGGGCUGCUGGGACAGUUGAUUUAAUGUUAAACACUGAAGGAGAUACAGUCUGUUUAGAUCUGGAUGGUACGAGCACCUGCACACCUUUUUGUCUUCAAGACAGAUCAGAAAAAGUGUACUUUGACUAGAGAAGGGCACCACUAUCACACAGUUUUUUCUGCUGUUAUAUUACAGUACAAUAGCAUCCAACCUUCAUUCUAAUGAAUCACUGACUACCUUUCCUCACAAUUAAUAAUACAGGAAUUGAAUCAGAAUAGACCACAAAGGAACAUAUUUGAUCAAUUUACAACUGAAGCCACCACACUCACCUCAACCACCUCAUUUGCACUCUUACUGGCCUGAAUCAUGGACCAUAUGAAGUGUAUGAACAGUUGUUUUGGAGACUGAACAUUGGGAGCAGCUUCCCCACAUGUCUUCAGUUAGCAUCUUUGUUUAGCACAAGAUGUAGGAACUGAGCUUGAUAUUCGCCAACUGAUUUGGCUGCUCAGCAGUUUAUGCUGCGAUUCCCCUCCAGUUCUUAAAGGUCUCCUCUCCUUUCAAAGAGCAUACUCAAUUUUGACUUCCCUCUUCCUCACAACUACAUCUGAUAGGAUUACACAUUUCAUUGCUUCAAGGUGACACACCUUGACCAUGACAAACAUUAAUUUCACCAAUUUAUCUCUCUUUGUCAAUCUCAAAUUAUGAGAUAAUCAAAUUUAUUAGACAUCCCAUCCAGUUUCCGCCACUUAUCCAAGGCCAGGUCACACUGGCAUUAGGCUGAGUAAGGAAACCUGGGGGAUCCCAAGGUGUUUCCAGGCCAGGAGAGAUAUGUAAUCCCUCCACUGUGUUCUGGGUGUGUCCCGGGGUCUACUACCAGUUGGACGUACCCCAAAAACCUCUAGAGGGAGGCCUCCAGGAGGCAUUCUGACCAGGUGCACAAACCUCCUCUGCAUGGUCCUUUCGAUGCAAAGGAGUAUUUAUUUAACAGUAUCACAAUUUCAGUAAUAAUCAACCAUAUCAGAUCACGUACAACUGAUAUACUAAUCAACUCUGAUGAGUUUAAGGGUUAAUAUUUCAACACCAAAUCACUACCUUUAUUUGCUAAACAGGUUUCCCCUUAUACAGGGAAAACAGCAUUAUCUGAUGAGGGUCUAAAAACAGAAAUGUCAAACUUUUUCACUGUUAGUUGCUAUAAACAGUGUGUGGGAGUCCUCUUCUCUAGUCAUUGAUAGUUUCAAAUGAUGUAGCAAGGUACAAUGUACAAUACAUUUGCAAUAUGAGGAAGGAAAGUUUCAUAUUGAAUGGACUUGAGUCAAGGCAGUAGGGUAGUGCAUACUGUAUCUUUACAUCUUCAUUGUUAUGUAAUGAGCCAUCCAUUUACUAAAGAUAACACGCCAAACUGAAGAAAAAUAACCACAGUCCAGUUUGGUUUAUGGUAAAGUUACAGGUGAGAAAUUAUAAUUGAAUGACGCUAACAUUAGCAACUAUUAGCAAUCACAGACUGUACCCGACUGAUCCAUCCUGUGUGAUGGAGAUGUUGGUGAUUAAAAACAUAUCAGUGCUUAAGGGGAAGGGGAUGGGUUUUCAUCACCUGAGAUAUUGUUCAUAAAAGUGUCAACUUGCUAAAAAACUUGCACUGUGAAACCAUUCUUAAAGACACUGGCAUUGCACUUUUCUUCCCUUAUUUUACUCCAGCCAUGAUUCCAAGCUCUGCAAUAAUUUUAGCAUAGACCAGUAUAGACUAUUCAUUAGUAGAUAUUUUGAAAUAAUAUACCAGAACGAAUAUGAAAAAACGCAUGUCAUUCCCCUUCAGAGCCUUGCUAGCAUGCAGUUUUUUUUAGUGUUGGUGAGAACAUUUUAAAUGUUUAAUUUAUUAUGUAAUAGCCUGGUAUACUUCCAGGGUUCAUGAAUCAGUGAACAGAAUUGGAAUAUACAGAACUUUAUUUAUCCCUAUUAGGUUACCUUUUUACACCCCUUGUUUUUUCUCGGGGUCAACCCUCAGGCAUGUUGACCUACUGACUAAAUCUGAUCCUGUGUGUGUGUGUGUGUGUGUGUAGACGUGUCUUAGGGGUGUAGCCCCUGGUGUGUUAAGGUGCACGCACCAUUUCCCAGAAGCAGCAUGUUUGAUGAUUAAUCCAUUUCCAGUGAUAGACCCAUUGACUGAAUGCCGGUCCGAGAUCCAACAUUAAUGUUAAACCUUUCAAGUGACGCCAGCGGUCAAGUGUUUGACGUUAGUAUGGUCACAGAGGUUGUCGACCCAUCUGUAAGCGAUUGGGUGAUGUGAGGUGUGAAACGUUGCGAUUACCUGUUUUGUGCCCUUCGCUAUCACAUAUGUAGUAAAAAACUGAUCUGAUAUUGCUUUUAAUAACCAGAGAAAACAUUUUAAAGGAAAAGUCAGACAACUCAAUCUGAAAAGUAUGUGACUUUUUCAGGGGAAAUGUCAUUCAAGAAAUCAUUCUGUUUAUUUUAAACUAACCAAGAGAAUCAGUGUCAGCCCACAUAGUGUACACGUCAUCAGGCCUCUUAUUUUUACUUAAUUGGCAAAUGAAUCAAAAUGAUCAGUCAAGCUUAAUGGAAGCUGUUGUAUGUUAAAUGUUAAAUCUGAGUUUUGUGGUCAGUCAAAUAUCAGAACAUGUAACAUAAUCCAAAACCAGAUUUUAAAGUAGAAAAGUAAAGAAAAUGUGUUACUGCUGCUGAUCAGUUCAUUUACUAAAUGCUCCACAUCUCUAUACUUUGAUGUGCGUGUGUGAGCUGACCUCUCUGUCAGGACAGAGUGGAUAAUUUGUAACUUCUGUUGCCAAGUAGUAAAUUGCACAACAUUUCUUGCGUACUUCACAUAUACACAGGGUUCAAAAUUAACAGUUUUUGCUUCCACGGGUCAAAUGGCUUGUGAAUGUUUACAUUUUACCAGCCAAUCCAUAUAUAACCACUGUUUUUUGAACUGGUGAGUGAAGCAAAUCUACCAGCCACUUGUGUAUUUUACCAGCAUGUGGCUGGUGGCUGGUGCUGAUUUUGAGCCGUGUCUCCACACUUAUAUUAGAACUGCCAGAAACCAGAACUUCUUCAUCUGCACGUGCACCCUAAUUUCCGUUUAUUGGCCGGCUUUGAUUUGGAUAUUAAUCAGGACUUAGAUCCAAUAUGAAAAGUUAUGGUUUCUGUUUGAAUGUAUUUCAACUUAUUACAAUCUUUUUGACAGAAAGAAUGUUUAGUUCUCGUGUCUUUGUAGUUUUUACUAAUACUGUACUUCUGAAAGUUUUUUGACAAACCAGAACCAGGUAUUGGGUUCGAGCCAACAUUAUUUAACAGACUCCAGUCUGUUCCCUGGUACACUGGUGCCCCCAUUGAAGACUGUUUCAUUGACCUCUAACAUGCUGUACCUUCAUUCUGCAAUAACUGACCGAUGAGCUUCCCUCUGCAAGUGAUAAGAUUACUAGGGAAUUUUCCAAACUUAGAUGUCAUAAAUUGGCGUGCACUAGGUCAAAGUAAGGCCUUGAGGUGUAAGGCCAGCACCAAAUCUUGACCGUGAGACACACUGUCUCCCCUUCAGACAGUAGAUGCAGCUGUCUGCUCCCAAGAGGUGGUAGCUUCCUUUUUUUUUCUUGACACUUCUGUGAUAAAUCAAAAUAUGCUGGAUAGUGAACUUUGCGACCAAAUUAUUUUUAUGGCCAUUUUUUGUGUUUUUAUUUUGAUAAUGAGAAAAAGCCUAAUCUUUCAGAAAAAUGUGUUGAUCACAAUAAUUACAGGCACAAUAUAUUUAUGUGUGUUAUGAGUAGAUAUUGCACAUUCCACCUGUCACCUGUUUACUCUCAAGCUGAAGAAACACCAGUAUCAAGAGGCACUGUUUGUUUUUUGAGCUUUGAUUGUCACAAAAAAUGUGACAUCAAGCUCUAAAAUUAUGUCUUAGUUGCACAGUGUCAAACAUGAAGCCAGCUCCAAUAAUGGUCACUACACUCAGUUUUGCCUGCUUAUCACUAUAAAUGGUAUUGUGUGUUUUACUGUAUGGACUUUAUUCUUAUGUAUCUUAAUGUAUAUACAUAUGCCUGUAUGGUCAUGUAAUUACGCUGUUAUGUUCAGUGGAUUCAAACGUUAUUGCAGUUAUUCAUGAAUGAUUUGAUUGUAAUUUU